Molecule: messenger RNA, 1055 nt
Organism: Hyla sarda
Lineage: Eukaryota; Metazoa; Chordata; Amphibia; Anura; Hylidae
Gene: FAHD1
Product: fumarylacetoacetate hydrolase domain containing 1
Exons: 2
Coding region: 240-902 (220 amino acids)
Cellular component (GO): mitochondrion
Molecular function (GO): acetylpyruvate hydrolase activity
Source: RefSeq, a predicted model, not a curated record
GCUCUCCGUCAUGCAAUGUCAUGGUGCUGCACAUUGCAUGCAGUUUAGUUAUAUUCUGUAACCAUUCAGCUCUUGGGAUUAUUAACCCUGGAUAUCUGCAUUCACAAUAAUCCCAAGUAUUUAUGGUGUGGUGAUAGGUCAGCACUGCCCCUCCUGUAUCCUCCCCCUCUGACACUUCCUGUUCCUCCAUGUGCACUGUAAGUUGCACCUAAGGCCAAAUAAAGAUUACUGGCUCCAUUAUGGCCACUUCCAAAAAUCUCAGCCGCUUUUGGGAAUGGGGAAAAAAAAUAAUUUGCGUUGGGAGGAAUUAUGCCGACCAUGCCAAGGAGCUGAAAAAUGCAGUGCCCACAGAACCCGUGCUGUUCCUCAAGUCCCCAUCAGCCUACGUGCGGGAGGGCGCUCCGAUCCUCAUGCCGUACUACACCAAUAAUCUACAUCACGAAGUGGAACUGGGAGUGGUGAUUGGCAAAGGAGGUAAAGAUAUCGCCCAGUCCAGCGCCAUGGACCACGUAGAGGGCUAUGCCCUUUGCCUGGAUAUGACCGCUCGAGAUGUUCAGGACCAGUGCAAGCAGAAAGGACUUCCAUGGACUUUAGCAAAAGCCUUUGACACAUCUUGUCCCGUCAGUGACUUGAUCCCCAAAGAAACCAUAAAGGACCCCCAUAAUGUGAAGAUAUGGCUGAAAGUAAACGACAUCCUCAGGCAGGAGGGGAGCACGUCCUCCAUGAUCUUCUCCGUUCCUUUUCUCAUCAGCUACAUCAGCAGAAUCAUCACUCUCGAGGAAGGAGACCUCAUACUGACGGGGACCCCCAAAGGAGUGGCCGCUGUGCAGGAAGAGGACGAGAUGGUGGCUGGAAUCGAUGAUAUUAUUAGCAUGAGGUUUCGGAUUAAGAAGCAGUCCUAGUAAAGUUAUGAUUGUUUAAAAUUCCACUCACAAUCGAUAACUUUAAAGUGCGCCUGUCACGUGAUCUAUAGAUGUUAAAGGGGUACUCCGGUGAAAAACUUUUUUCUUUUUUAAAUCAACUGGUGCCAGAAAGCUAAACAGAUUUGUAAAUUA